Messenger RNA from Nematolebias whitei (Rio pearlfish), 6087 nucleotides. RefSeq names its product SH3 and multiple ankyrin repeat domains 3a (gene shank3a). Gene Ontology annotation, molecular function: ionotropic glutamate receptor binding; synaptic receptor adaptor activity. The record is from RefSeq and is a predicted model, not a curated record. Gene Ontology annotation, cellular component: postsynaptic membrane; dendritic spine; postsynaptic density. The transcript has 24 exons. Bases 181 to 5862 code for a protein of 1893 amino acids. Lineage: Eukaryota; Metazoa; Chordata; Actinopteri; Cyprinodontiformes; Rivulidae.
CAGGACCAGCAGCAGCACACACACUCACACACACACCCUUACACACACACAGCAAACGGCAGCCAGGGGGCCGACUCUGACAGCAGCAGCUCCCGGGAAGAGGACAGCGGUGUUCCCAUUCCUCACGGUGUUCCAGCUUUCAGUCCCGGUGGAGAACGUGCCCACAGUGCAAGAGCACCCAUGGAGGAGCCGACAGGCAACACUGUGGUGAUCCGCAUAGGAAUCCCAGACCUGCAACAGACGAAAUGUUUGAAAUUCAAUGUGGAUGCUCCUAUCUGGCUGUCCAAGCAACGGAUCCUGUGCACACUCAACCAGAGCUUGAAGGAUGUACUCAACUAUGGCCUGUUUCAGCCAGCAUUCAAUGGCAAGGCUGGCAAGUUUCUGGAUGAGGAGAGACAGCUUAGAGAAUACCCCUUCCCAUCUUUUGCUCCUGUUCCUUACCUGGAGUUCCGCUACAAAAGACGUGUCUACACUCAGACCUACUUAGAUGAAAAGCAGUUGUCUAAGCUCCACACCAAGGCAAACCUGAAGAAGUUCAUGGAAUAUGUGCAACAGAGGAACAUUGAAAAGGUUUCAAGGUUCCUGGAAAAAGGCCUGGACCCUAACUUCCAUGAUCCAGACACUGGAGAAUGUCCACUUACGCUGGCAGCACAGUUGGAGGGAUGUGCAGAGCUCAUCAAAGUGCUAAAAAAUGGAGGUGCACAUCUGGACUUCAGAACAAAAGAUGGCAUUACAGCCUUGCACAAGGCUGUGCGCAGCAAGAACCACACAGCACUUAUAACACUGCUGGACUUGGGUGCAUCACCUGAUUAUAAGGAUAGUAGAGGGCUGACUCCUCUUUACCACAGUUCAAUGGUAGGAGGAGACCCCUACUGCUGUGAACUGCUGCUACAUGAUCAUGCACAGGUCGGCUGCGAGGAUGAGAAUGGUUGGCAAGAGAUACACCAGGCAUGCCGUUAUGGCCACGUGCAACAUUUGGAACACCUGCUGUUUUAUGGAGCUGACAUGAGUGCCCAGAAUGCAUCAGGAAACACUGCCCUGCAUGUGUGUGCUCUCUACAACCAGGAUAGCUGUGCACGAGUUCUUCUUUUCCGAGGAGCAAAUAAAGAGAUAAAGAACUACAAUAGUCAAACUGCUUUUCAGGUGGCUAUUAUAGCUGGUAACUUUGAUCUAGCAGAAAUCAUCAAGGUGCACAAAGCAUCAGAUGUUGUGCCUUUCAGGGAGACUCCCUCGUACACCAACCGUCGGCGAAUGACGAUUGGUCCCCUGCCCUCACCGCGCUCUUUGCUCCGCUCUGCGAGUGACAACAACCUGAACGGCGACCACGAUCACAUCCAUCCUCAGCCUCAACGAGAAGUCCGCGGCCGCCAGGGUCACUCCCCUGUUCCCUCGCUGCGCAGUCUCCCAGCUUUUGGGCAGCAGCACAGCAGCCUCGGAGAAAUCCCUGACAGCAGUCUCCAGAGUACUGGCAGCUCCAGAUCCUCCCAUUCCCGCUCACCUUCACUUCAUCACCUUCAUGAAGAGGACAAGCCUGUCCCCAGACGAUCUCACAGCCAUGGCUACCCCCAUGGACAUGGUCCACGUGGAAGACUAAGCCCUGGCUCAGUGCAGCGGGACCCAAGCCCACCUCAUCACACCCCUCCAGCACUGAUAGGUCCCCGUAGGCCCAAACGGAAACUCUACAGCGCUGUCCCAGGACGUACCUUUAUUGUGGUCAAGCCCUACACCCCGCAGGGGGAGGGAGAGAUCCAGCUCAAUCGUGGGGAACGGGUCAAAGUGCUAAGUAUAGGUGAAGGAGGUUUCUGGGAAGGCACGGUCAAAGGGAGGACGGGCUGGUUCCCUGCAGACUGCGUGGAAGAAGUUCAGAUGAGACAGUUUGACCCAAGGCUUGAGACUCGGGAGGACCGCAAUAAGAGACUGUUCAGACACUACACUGUGGGAUCUUACGACAACUUCACCUCAUACAGCGACUACAUCGUAGAGGAGAAGAAUGCUGUUUUACAAAAGAAAGACAAUGAGGGGUUUGGUUUUGUCCUGCGGGGAGCCAAAGCUGAGACCCCCAUUGAAGAGUUUACCCCCACCCCAGCGUUCCCUGCCCUGCAGUAUUUGGAGUCUGUGGACGUAGAGGGCGUGGCCUGGAGGGCUGGUCUCAGGACAGGGGACUUCCUCAUUGAGGUAAACGGCGUGAAUGUAGUGAAGGUGGGCCAUAAACAGGUGGUGUCGUUAAUACGGCAGGGGGGCAGCAGACUCCUGAUGAAAGUUGUUUCUGUCACACGCAAACCUGAAUCUGAAGAAGUUGUUCGGAAAAAAGCUCCACCACCACCUAAGAGAGCUCCCAGCACCACCCUGACACUGCGAUCUAAAUCCAUGACUGCUGAGCUGGAGGAGCUGGCUACUGCUCGGAGGAGAAGAGGAGAGAGGCUUGAUGAGAUGUUGGCAUCACAAGAAUCUAUGUUGCAUUCUCAACCCCCGGAGGCAGAUUACAGAGCAGCCACUGUCAAACAACGGCCUACCAGUAGGAGAAUAACACCAGCAGAGAUCAGUUCACUGUUUGAGAGGCAAGGGAUGACGCUACAUGGAGGUCUGCACCCAGGGAUUGAGAGAGGUCAUAUACCACUUUCUAAAGGCAUGUCCAGGACCAAGUCUUUUGGAGCCACAGAGGAGGAUCGAUUGUCUGCUCUUACAGGCGAGCAUAGAUUUCCUCGCAGCUCCUCUAUGACAGACAGCCUUCGAGACCACUCACAACCCCAUCCUAUACCUCCUCCUCCACAAACAGCACCUCCUCCACCUCCUUACUACCUAGACACUGGUCCUCCCCCAGCUUUCUGCCCUCCCCCUCCUCCAUCUAGAACCCAGAGUCAGGGCCAUGAGCCUGGAGGACGAUCCAGCUUCAAGCCAUCCUCCUUGGACCUGCCUUACGAGGCUGCACAGCGACAGGCCACCCACCUGGAGAGACAGAAGAAAGCUCGCUCGAUGAUUCUCUUACAUGACUCUUCUCAUCUACCUGUAGAACCCACAGAAAUUCCCCGUCCCUCUGCUGCUACUCCACCAGAGCGAAUCAAGAGAAAGGGUAGAGUUAUUGACAACCCUUACGCAAAUGUGGGUCAAUUUAGCAUUGGACUGUACACACCCACAAAACCACAAAGGAAGAAAAGUCCCCUGGUGAAACAGCUGCAGGUAGAAGAUGCACAAGAAAAAGCUAGUUUGGCCUUAGCUGCUGCUCACUCGCGAGAGAGCUCACCCUCAGGACGACACCCACAUACCCAUGGACACACUCACACCAGUCGUGUAGACUACUACCAGCAGCAGCUUAUUGCUGAGCGAGAACGUUUGCGUGCCCAAGGAGAGAUCUUGUUUCAGGGUAAAGGCCCCUUUGCUGCUGCAAUUGCUGGAGCAGUGAAGGAUCGCGAGCGUCGUCUAGAAGAACGAAGAAAAUCUACUGUCUUCCUUUCUGUUGGGACCAUGGAGGGGUCAUCUCCAUCAAGCCCAGAUUCCCCCUCUUUGACUCAGUCUCACUCUGUUGAUGAACGGAUGCUAACCCGUGAGCUGGGACAGCUUCCUCCCCCUGCCUUGACUUUGAGCCCCUCACCUAGUGGGACCACCUUUAUCCAUCCUCUUACAGGAAAGCCUCUGGACCCAAAUUCACCACUGGCUCUUGCGCUGGCCGCAAGGGAGAGAGCACUGACCUCUCAGAGUCAGUCCCCAACUACCAGCCCAGAGCCUCGAACUAAACAUGAGCGAAUAGGCCAGGGUGUAAUGUUUGCUGACACUCAGACCAAAGAGUCUCCACAUGGGGAUGGGGUAACAUCAUCUCCCCCUUUUUCACCUAAGAACGCCAAGGCAGCAGGGUAUGAAGCUAGAUCCUCUCCAGCAUCUAUUUUAGCACCUCAAUCCACUAAACCACAAUGGGCUACAUCAUCUUCACCUAUAUCAUUCCGCCAAGAGAUGGAAGCUAGAAUAGAGGAGAGGAAGGAGGAAAAAAGACUAGAGGAUAAAAAAAGUAUGUUGAUCAGCAUUAUGGAUACAUCACAGCAGAAGACAGCAGGGCUGAUCAUGGUCCAUGCAACCAGUAAUGGUCAGGCUGUUGGAGCGGGUUCAGAUCCUGAACAAACACCUGUGCCUGCAUCUAUAGAGCCCAUCAAAACGCAGAGUCCACGGGCUAAAUCACCUGUUCCCAUUGUGGCCCAGCCACAGACACAGCUACACGUACUGCCUCAUGCUCAGCGUCCUGCCAGUCCGGCCCAAGAAAAGAGUCUGGCUCAGGGAAGCUCAGAGGAGGAUGUGGACCAGUUCGCAGUUGCUCUGCCAGCUGCUAUGCUGUCCUCCAGUGACGAGGAAACAAGAGAAGAGCUACGAAAGAUCGGAGUUGUUCCUCCACCAGAUGAGUUUGCAAAUGGGUUGUUAGCACAGGGUCAGAGGACAUUAGUGUCUUCUGCUGUACCCGCCCCCUCUCCCAUCACACCAACAACAUCAGCCCCGCAAACUUCUUCAACCCGAACAACCUCAAUGGUGACUACCACCCAGCUUCAGCCUCCCCAGCCACCACCCCCACCACAACCUCCAACCAGUGCAGCAACUGUCUCAGGGAAGCCCUCUGAACCUCUGGAGCCCCCACCAGUGGGCGAGUCUGGCUCUGCAGCUGAUUCGGGAGUGGAGGAGGCUGAUACACGCAGCUCCAGUGAGAGAGAGCGAGACUACCAUCUCGAGACCACCAGCACUGUCUCUACUGUCUCCAGCAUGUCCACAUUGUCCUCAGAAAGCGGCGAACCUGCUGACACGCAUACCACACACACCUCCUAUGCUGAUGGGCAGACUUUUGUGCUUGAUAAGCCACCAGUGCCUCCUAAGCCUCGACUUAAGUCCCAGAUAGGAGGCAGUAAAGGCCCCGUCACCUUCAGGGACCCUUUGCUGAAGCAGAGCUCUGACAGUGAGCUGCUGUCACAGCAACAAGCUGCUGCCCUGGCUGCCGCUGCGGCUGGAGGAGCUGGGCUCCCUGCAGGUGGUUCUGCUUCAGUGACUGGUCUAGCCCCAUCCAAGCCACGCUAUCUCUUCCAGCGGAGGUCCAAGUUGUGGGGGGACCUAGUAGAACCCCGAGGACCAGGGAUAGGCUUAGGCAUUGGGAGUUUAGGUAAUCUUGGUGGGCUGGGACUUGGAUUGGGUGCAGAUGAGGGUGCAAAACCAUCUGUUAUGGGAGAGCUCAGUUCACGACUACAGCAGCUAAGUAAAGACACCAGGUCACUGGGUGAAGAACCCCUGGGAGCAUCACUUGACCCAGGAAGAAAGUCACCUGUGGCAGGUGCCAGACUUUUCAGCAGCCUAGGUGAGCUCCACACCCUUUCUCAGAGAAGCUAUGGAACCACAUACACCAUUCGCCCUGGCAGCCGUUACCCCGUCACCCGACGCACCCCUAGCCCAGGCUCGCCUGAUCGGGGUGACCCCCUUGGACGCUUCUCAGGCUUCAGCCUGUCAACUUCACCAACUACACCGCCACAAACCAUCCUCAAGUCCUCUAGCCUCAGUUUACCGCAGGAGCCCAAAGAGGUGCGUUUUGUUAUGAGGAGCUCCAGUGCCCGGUCCCGCUCUCGUUCUCCGUCACCUUCCCAUUCCCCGGGGUUAGGCUCACCACUUUUAGCCCUGCGGCCAUUCCACCAAAAACCCCUCCACCUUUGGAAUAAGUAUGACGUUGGAGACUGGCUGGAGAGCAUCAAUCUGGGGGAGCACAGAGCAGGCUUUCAGGAACACGAAAUUGAAGGCUCUCACCUCCCGGCUCUUACCAAGGAAGACUUUGCAGAGUUGGGCGUGACAAGAGUCGGACACCGCAUGAACAUUGAACGAGCACUAAAACUGCUGCUAGAGAGCUGACCCCUGCCCUGAGACGGAGCAGCAGAUGGAGAGAGAUGAAGAUGAGUAAGAAGGAGAGUUGAGAAUGUUCCUUUGUUUCUACUUUGGCUGCUUUUAUGUUUAGUAUUGCGGUCCGUAGUGAGACUUUACAUUUCUGUUCUGCAUUACCACCCUGCACCUGGCACUGCACUGAAGAGGAGACGGCAAUACACUUACAAAGUACAUUCAUCCUCCUCUGCUUGGUCU